AUGUCAGGUAAAUUCGACCCCAAGAAUGCUCAGAAUCUCAUGGAGAUCGAGAAACAGUUUGCGGUGAAGGCGGUUGAGCAGGCUCAGACAUACUGGAACCUUUUGGAGAAGGUCGCCCCCAAGGACCUCCGCCUGACCAAAUACGACGACGAGAUAUUCGAACAUGUCAUGAAGGACUUCCCAGAACUCGCUGAGGAACCUUACGACAAACUGGUGAAGAUUGAUGAGGAACUGAUGAAGAGCCCUGAAGGAAAGGAGAGAUGGCGCAAGUUCAUCGCCGAAUACGAGAAGAAGAUCAAGGACUUCAACUUUGGUUCCUUGAUUAGGACCGACGCGACACAGGAAUAUGGCGAGACCAACACUAUCUUCGUUACACGUAUACAAUUCUACGCAUAUGAAAUCUGCAGAAACAAAUUGGGACUCAACGACCGCGCCCACGAACUUGCGAAGGCCGAGGCUGAGAAGGAACGCUUGGAGAAGGAGAAAGCUGCAACAAAGAAGGGGAAGAAGAACGGCAAAUCAUAG
This is a messenger RNA of Pleurotus ostreatus (oyster mushroom), 525 nucleotides long. RefSeq lists its product as uncharacterized. The transcript is spliced from 8 exons. Gene Ontology annotation, cellular component: cytoplasm. The record is from RefSeq and is a predicted model, not a curated record. NCBI's taxonomy places the organism in Eukaryota, Fungi, Basidiomycota, Agaricomycetes, Agaricales, Pleurotaceae. Bases 1 to 525 code for a protein of 174 amino acids.